Malaclemys terrapin pileata is the source of this 2760-nucleotide messenger RNA. RefSeq names its product Rap1 GTPase-GDP dissociation stimulator 1 (gene RAP1GDS1). Lineage: Eukaryota; Metazoa; Chordata; Testudines; Emydidae. The transcript is spliced from 15 exons. The coding region runs from base 380 to 2206 and encodes 608 amino acids. Gene Ontology annotation, biological process: positive regulation of GTPase activity. Gene Ontology annotation, cellular component: cytosol. Gene Ontology annotation, molecular function: guanyl-nucleotide exchange factor activity; protein binding. The record is from RefSeq and is a predicted model, not a curated record.
GUACUAUACACUGACUCAUAAUCCAAUCGACACAGCAGCGGCAGGCAGCGAGACACACACACAGAGCCCAGCUCCCGCUUCGCUCUCCGCCUCCCCUCCCCGACAGCAGCGGCGGGGCUGGCCGGGCCCUGGAACGCGCGGAGCCCCCUCCCCUGCCGCCGCCGCGCGCACCCCGAGGCGCCAGGGACGGGCACUUGCUCCUGGGCUGCCCCUGCUGCCUGCCUCCUCCUCCCCCCCGCCCAGCCCUGGCCGCCGGCUGCUGCAGCCGCACCGCCCCAGGUCCCCGCUGCUCCCGCGUGUCCCUCCCCGGCCGCUGGAUAGAGACGCAGGCAGCUUCCCUGAGCAGCACCCAGAGCGCUGCUCUCCUCCUGGCAGGAACAUGGCAGAUAAUCUAAGUGAUGCCUUGAAGAAGCUGAAGAUAACAGCCAUUGACAGCACAGCAGAUAGCUUGGAAGGAUGCUUGGAUUGCCUGCUUCAAGCCCUGGCUCAAAACAAUACCGAGACAAGCGAAAAAAUCCAAAAAAGUGGGAUUCUUCAGGUGUUUGCAAGUCUGUUGACUCCACAGUCUUCCUGCACGGCAAAAGUAGCUAACAUCAUAGCAGAAGUAGCCAAAAAUGAAUUUAUGCGGAACUCAUGUGUGGAUGCUGGGUUGAUCCCUCCACUGGUGCAGCUCUUAAACUGCAAAGACCAGGAAGUGUUGCUUCAGACAGGUCGUGCCCUCGGCAAUAUAUGCUAUGAUAGCCAUGAGGGCAGGAGUGCAGUUGACCAUGCAGGUGGUGCACAGAUUGUAGUAGACCAUUUAAGGUCACUGUGCAGUAAAACAGAUCCAGCCAAUGAGAAGCUCUUGACUGUCUUUUGUGGCAUGCUGAUGAACUAUAGCAAUGAGAAUGAUACCCUGCAAUCUCAGCUUAUCAAUAUGGGCGUUAUCCCUACAUUAGUGAAAUUGUUGGGCAUUCAUUGCCAAAAUGCAGCUCUGACUGAAAUGUGCCUUGUUGCAUUUGGCAAUUUAGCAGAACUUGAAUCAAGCAAAGAGCAGUUUGCCUACACAAACAUUGCCGAAGAGAUUGUAAAACUAUUCAAGAAACAAAUCGAACAUGACAAAAAAGAGAUGAUUUUUGAAGUUUUGGCUCCUCUGGCAGAAAAUGAUAUCAUUAAACUGCAGCUGGUUGAAGCGGGCCUGGUCGAGUGUCUACUUGAGAUUGUCCAGAAGACUGUAGACAGUGACAAAGAGGAUGACAUAGCUGAACUUAAAACAGCCUCUGAUCUUAUGGUUUUACUACUACUCGGAGAUGAAUCCAUGCAAAAGUUAUUUGAAGGAGGAAAAGGCAGCGUCUUCCAAAGGGUGCUUUCAUGGAUUCCUUCCAAUAACCAUCAGUUGCAGCUUGCAGGAGCACUGGCUAUUGCAAAUUUUGCAAGAAAUGAUGGAAACUGCAUCCAUAUGGUGGAUAAUGGGAUAGUUCAAAAGCUGAUGGAUCUACUAGACAGACAUGUGGAAGAUGGAAAUGUAACGGUGCAGCAUGCAGCACUGAGUGCACUCAGAAACUUGGCUAUUCCUGUUGUAAAUAAGGCUAAGAUGCUAUCAGCUGGCGUUGCAGAAGCGGUACUGAAAUUUCUCAGAUCGGAGAUGCCCCCUGUUCAAUUCAAGCUGCUGGGAACGUUAAGAAUGUUAAUAGAUGCACAAGCAGAAGCUGCUGAACAGCUGGGAAAGAAUGUGAAAUUGGUUGAACGGUUGGUGGAAUGGUGUGAAGCCAAGGAUCAUGCAGGUGUGAUGGGGGAGUCAAACAGACUGCUUUCUGCACUUAUACGACAUAGCAAAUCAAAAGAUGUAAUUAGGACCAUUGUUCAGAGCGGUGGCAUCAAGCAUUUAGCUACCAUGGCAACUAGCGAACAUGUAAUAAUGCAAAACGAAGCUCUUGUUGCUCUGGCACUAAUAGCAGCAUUAGAAUUAGUCACUGCUGAGAAGGAUCUCGAAAAUGCUAAACUAGUCCAGAUUCUACACAGACUGCUCUCAGAUGAGAGGAGUGCUCCAGAAAUCAAAUACAACUCCAUGGUUUUGAUCUGUGCUCUCAUGGGAUCUGAACCCCUUCACAAGGAAGUGCAGAACCUGGCAUUUCUAGAAGUUGUAUCAAAACUCCGCAGCCAUGAGAACAAAACUGUUGCCCAGCAGGCCUCACUAACAGAGCAGAGACUCGCAGUAGAAAGCUGAGGAAGGUCUCCAGUUUCCAUACAGCAUCCCAUCAUGGAUUUCACCUUUGUCCUCUGUCCUGCUGCCGCUCCUGCUAUGUUUUCCACUGUAUCACUUGUGCAUGCAUGUAAUGUUCCCACACAAAUUGAUGAACUGCUGUAGGUACCUGUCCAAUAAGGUUUCUAAAAUCCAUAGGUGGUGUUAACAGAAAUCUGUCAGAAACAAGUCUGCACCCAUAAAUGUUCUACUUGUAUUCUUGUUGCUUGGGCCACACGGUAGAAUGUGCAUGUUGUAGUCCUAUGAUGAUGUAAAAGUGGUACUACAUGAUGACUCUUUCCUCACACCCCUAACUGCAUAAUAACGUACUGCUAAAUUAGGGACAAUACAGGAGGCAGCACGUCCAAGCUAGAGUAUUGAUUAUAGGAUUAAAUAGUAAAUCUAGCUCCAUUUUUGGUGCUUUGGAAACACAGGUAUGAAUGGAAUAUAUUGCUGCUCAUUCACUGGUCUUGCCUAGUAAUGUCAAACUCACGGUACCUAGAGGUAACAAAUAAAAAUUCCAGUGCUCUCACACUUAA